This is a messenger RNA of Cheilinus undulatus (humphead wrasse), 4188 nucleotides long. RefSeq lists its product as uncharacterized. Bases 2491 to 3381 code for a protein of 296 amino acids. NCBI's taxonomy places the organism in Eukaryota, Metazoa, Chordata, Actinopteri, Labriformes, Labridae. The record is from RefSeq and is a predicted model, not a curated record. The transcript is spliced from 5 exons.
UUAUAUGAAAAAUAGGGUGUAACCACUACCAUAAGUACAGUGUUCUUAGAAGAAAUUCUGUCUGUUAUAAGAGGGAGAAAAGCAGCAAUUGCUGCUGUUUAAGUUCACACAGCCUUUUUUCUGGAAUACCAAGUGUUUUGUGAGUUAAUCAACAGGAGGCUCUUUUAACAUAGGUGAAGACAGUUCCGUGACAGCAAAAGAGGAGAAGAGGCAGCAGGAGGAGAAAGAAGAUUGGUUAAAAACAACCCAGACCAAGGGAACUGAAAAGUCAAGAGACGCCUGAGGACAAGACGAGGAGGGAGCUAACACCAGAAAAAGCCACAAUCCACCCCAAGACGAAGCUAUAAAUUCAACCGACAGCACAGCCACAAUCAGAAAAAGCCAACAUUAUCAGGCUGGCACUGACGAGGUCGUUGCAGGUAAGAAGUCAGCUGUCCUGGAAUCAUCAUUAGCUUACCAGCAGCUGGUCUCUUGUAUGUCUCUCUCAUGACUGUUGCUACUGGGGCUAUAUCCUCUGAUGUUGUUGAUGUAUUUUACCCUCUACACAAUGUUUGGGAAAUGUAGAACCUUUAAAAAACCUUGAAGGGUGAUUGUGCAAAUGUGCUGUCUGUCACAGUCACCACAGACCAAUCAAAGUGACAAAACAUUCAAGAAGUAGCGUGACCACUCCAGAAAGUACAUAACCCAAGCCUGAGUGGCAGCUGUUGUUUAUGUUUACUAUAAGUGGAGCCUGUUAAAUUCUUAGGGUGUACUUACACUAGGCCAUCUGUACCGUGCUGUAUUCUAACUGUGCUGAAGCCCAUUUGACCCCCUCCCCUGUCCCCUCUGUGGCCCGCACUCACACUGCUCAACGCAUCCAGGCCUAGGCACGGAUACGUCACAUGCCGACAUCAUUACAGUUGAGUUGAUGACUCAGUAUGUAUAAGUGUUGUUUUUUAGGCUGUAAAAUAGUUACAGAUAUAUACAAUAGCUGAUCUAACACCAGAAUUAUUUCCCCUGACCUGGAAUCAGCUGUAUUAAUUAUACAGAGCCCAGUAAGGAGAGAGAGAGAAAAAGUGGUUCAUAGCGGAGAGUUAUCACUCACAGCAUAUAAUCUGGAGCCUGCUCAGAGUUCCAAGCACUUCUGCUGAAUGAAACCCAGACUUUUUAACUCGUAUGAGCCCCUACAGUCAUUCCCCUGUGUCCUUGUACUAUCUGAAUCCCCUUAGCAUCCCUUUAUGCGCCACAAACUAUGCCUUUUCUCAGCGUAAUCCUGGAUGCCUGAUGCACCAAACAAGCUCUCAUGUGUCCAGAGUAAGAUUAAAUGUUCAAUUAAAAGCUUUUUUUUUACCAUGACAAGAGCAAUUUUAACCAUCUGAUUAGAGCUGGAGGUGAAAACGCCUCAGGAUUAAUAAACGAUGCUCCGUUCAAACGUCAGCGAUCGAGAUCCCAAUUUCACUUCUUGGUGACAUGAUAUAGAAUUAGAGGUAAGUUAAUUCAGUGGAUGAUAGUUUGGCAUUAUAAUUUUUUAAUAAGAGAGGUUAAAUCAGCUACGUGAUUAACCCCGGCACACACCUCUCUGCGUAUUUGGCACUUUCCUUUAUGCACGGAAGAUGAAAGGUGUUUGUUAUCCUGUGAGCUGCUGUUUGUGACUAAAACAAGGGAAGAAGCUUUAUUUUACAAACCAAAAAUCGUCUUACAGUCAUUAAAGCCUGACUUUGCCAGAAACUGGUCAGAAAUGUGGACUGGACUGGGAUCCUGCUGUCUCUAGCCUGCAGCUGCUGCUUGGUGGGCUCUCUGAGGCGGGUCCUCUUGUUGUCUCAUUCCCGCGCUUGUGCUCCUCUUAUUUGCAUCCGUGCCGUGCCUAGGCCCACCUUGUCCAUCCGUGCCGUGGCCACGAAGCGUGCAGCGCUGAAGCACGGAACGAUUGCACUCACACUGGCCAAACGUACCAGACUUUAGGCUGAAACGGGCCCAGGCACGGUACGGAUGGCCUAGUGUGAGUACACCUUUAGGCAUUCAAGAGGAGAACAAAAAUGUCUCUUCCACCAAGAAAGGCUUUCAGAGUGGUUCUUUGUGGUUCUUUAAACUAAACCACACCUGUAACCACCACCUCAUUCUCCUUAAAUGACAAUGGUCCAGUCAUUUUCUGACUGGUAAAAAGCACUUCAGCUUGCUAGAUGGAUCUACCCGAUGGCGGACAAGGAAGGGAGAAAGGAAACACAUUGACUCUGUAAUGGGCUAGCAUGUGACUCUGGCAGAAAUGCACAAUUAUGCACAACAUUUUUCACACUUUUUUUUUUUUGCAGAACUUGAAAAUGAUUGAAAAUGAACAUGAAUUUUAACCCCCUCAUAGUAGCUGCAUCCCAAGCCGUCUGUAUAUUAUAUUAUAUUAUAUUAUAUUAUAUUAUAUUAUAUUAUAUUAUAUUAUAUGCCUGACUUAGAAAUAUAAAUUAUUUAGUGUCUUUUUUUUCAGUGAUUAGAUACACUCAGGAUCAUUUCUCUACACUGAUGGCACAAAGGAUGUUUCAUGAAAGUGGGGAAGAUGGCCGAUCAGUCCUGGGAACACUUGCAGUGCAGGUGGAGAGAGACCCUAAGACAGGUGCCUCUGUCGUCAGGUCAGUGACCCCUGUGUCCACACCGGCUGGUCCUUCCACAGCCACCACUGUCUUUGAUGAUGGCAGGAUGAGUGUCCACACUGUGGGUGGAGUGGGAGGUCAACCCUCUACUGAAGAGCUUGGGCAGAUAUUGAGUGUCAUUGAUGGGGUUGGAAUUAAAGUGCUGCUGGAUGAGGUUGAAGUCACAACAAAUAGGGCAGGGACAAAGACGGAGAAUGAAGAAGUCAGGGAAAUUCCAGAGGCAAAUGUCCCGUCUUUUUCUGCCUGUCAUGCCAUGUCAGAGGAGCACAAUACACAGUUUGACAGCUCCAGAAGCUACAAAGCUGAGCCGGAGAAAGAGAACUAUGCUGUAAGCAUGAAAAACGAGGAAGAUCAAAAGGUGGACAGUAGCAUCACUGCAGUCAGUGACAUUGUAGGAGGCGUAAAUAAUGUGGUUGAUGAAAAGCUGGUGGAAGGCCCAGUCACUCUUUUGUUUCUGGGAUACACUGAUGACACAACUGACCAGUGUCAUGACCCAGAGAACCAUGAAGGCAUGCUCACUGCAGAGCGAGUGAUGAUCACUGAAGAAGGAGAAGAACAUGUCUUAGAACCUGAAACAUUACUUCCAGAAAGGGAAGCCCCCAAAGAAGUGUUUCAGGAAGUUCCUUUAGAAGGAAACGGGGCAGGAAUUAAAGUCCAGAAAGAGGAAGGUGAAAAGGUUCUGCAUGAUGCAUCUUUACCUGUUAAAGCAGAGGAAGAGGCCACCUCCCAACGCAAGACCUGUCAGUGUUGCUCUGUCAUGUAAGAAAAUGAUGGUGACGGAUUCUCUCAACAGCCCUUGUCUUUUUAAAUGUAACUUUUGUAUUUGCAUUGAUGCCUUACUGACACAGAUGUCAAAAAAACAACACUUGGUAUGACCUUACACUGGCUCUGAUCACCACCUAUUCCAAAGAGAAACAUUAAUUUUUUUUUAUUUUUUUUUAUUUUUUUUUGAGCCUUGGAUAAUAGAUUUGGACUGUCAGCUGCUUCCAAAGACAAUUCAAAUCCACUUCCUCCCUCUGGUGGACAAAGCUGGGAAUUUCAACAGUUACUCUCUGCCUUUCAACCCCUACUGUGUCUUUAUAAACUCCAUUUGUUCAGAGUUAUUGGCCUUAGGAAUGGGAAAAGCCAAGGAUUCAUUCAGUGUUUGUGCUUCAUUUUUUUCCUUUUUUCCUUAAGUUGUUGUUGAACAUGUUAAGAAUUUAGUGAAAUUUGUGCUUUUAUACUUUAAACACUGUGCUUUCUAAUCUCAAAUACUGUUAAGGGCUGUGAACACAUAAGACACUAACAAUAUUUCUGAGUUUUCAUGUUCUGAUUGGAAUUUUGUAUUCUCCAAACUACCCAAAUUUCUUCCCAUGAGUUUCUUUAACAGGUGUUUUUUGGUGCCAAAAUCCCAAAAAUAAUUGCAUAAAAUUUAAAGAAAUAUUCUCAUUAGUUCCUGAUUACUUAAGAAGGAAGAUACUGCAAGCAGAUGGUUAGCUUUAACUCAGUGGAAAGAAAGGACUUACUAAAGCUCCAUGACACUGCAACAUGUUUUCUUUUUAAUUAAUUAAAUAAACAGGAUUAAGUAUAA